AUGCCGGUGCUGAUCCCGAAGCAGAAACUUUCUCAUCGGAGGCGGCGGCCAAGCGUGGAGAAUGUCGCUCCUAUUAAGGCGGAUACCGUCACUCUGGGGAGUGGCGCCCCUGAUCAACUGCCUGAAUCUUCUGCUGCAGAAAAGCGCCCAGAAACGAACACUAUUGUCGGGGGGUCUGUUGUAACGGCCGCGAAACCGGAUGGGACGAUCGUUGUUACCGCUGUCGCUCGUCUUGUGCUUGCGGCGCUUGUCGGUAUUUCUGUGCCAUGA
Molecule: messenger RNA, 270 nt
Organism: Trypanosoma grayi
Lineage: Eukaryota; Euglenozoa; Kinetoplastea; Trypanosomatida; Trypanosomatidae
Exons: 1
Coding region: 1-270 (89 amino acids)
Source: RefSeq, a predicted model, not a curated record